UCCGUAUACCCGUCGUGUGUCUGCCAGAUCAGACAUCAUGUACAACCUCGCCCGCGCCCGGCCGCUGGCCAACGCCCUCCGCGCUGCCAACACAGUGAAGCGCUCUGCAGUCCAGCAACGGAGAUGUCUGUCGAUCCACGAAUACAGGUCCGCCGCGCUGCUCGAAUCGUACGGCAUUGGCGUGCCCAAGGGUGGUGUUGCGACCAACGCCGCAGAGGCUGAGCAGGUCGCUAAGAGCAUCGGCGGUGACGAUGCCGUUAUCAAGGCCCAGGUUCUCGCUGGAGGUCGUGGAAAGGGUACCUUUGACAACGGCUUCAAGGGCGGUGUCAGAGUCGUCUACUCUCCCCGCGAGGCCGCCAUCCUCGCAGACCAGAUGAUCGGCCACAAGCUGAUCACCAAGCAAACCGGAGCCGCUGGCCGUCUCUGCAACGCCGUCUUCAUCGUCGAGCGCAAGUUUGCGCGCCGUGAAUUUUACCUCGCCAUCCUCAUGGACCGUGGAUCGCAAGGCCCCGUCAUUGUCGCAUCGUCGCAAGGUGGCAUGGAUAUCGAGACUGUCGCCAAGGAGAACCCCGAGGCUAUCAUCACCACCCCCAUCAACAUCCACGUUGGUGUUACCGACGAGAUCGCCCGCACCAUCGCUACCGAGCUCGGCUUCUCAGAGCAGUGCAUCGAGGAUGCCAAGGACACCAUCCAGAAGCUGUACAAGGUCUUCAUGGAGAGGGAUGCAACCCAGAUCGAGAUCAACCCUCUGUCCGAGACCACCGACCACCAGGUUCUCGCCAUGGACGCCAAGCUCGGAUUCGACGACAACGCCGACUUCCGUCAGAAGGAGGUCUUUGAGUGGAGGGAUUUCACCCAGGAGGACCCCGAUGAGGUCAAGGCCGCUAAGGUCGGGCUCAACUUCAUCAAGCUUGACGGAGACAUUGGCUGCCUCGUCAACGGUGCCGGUCUUGCCAUGGCCACCAUGGACAUUAUCAAGCUGAACGGUGGUUCUCCCGCUAACUUCUUGGACGUUGGAGGCGGUGCCACACCCGAGGCUAUUCGCCAGGCUUUCGACCUCAUCACAUCCGACCCCAAGGUUACCGCCAUCUUUGUCAACAUCUUCGGUGGUAUCGUCAGGUGUGAUGCCAUCGCUCAGGGUCUGAUCCAGGUCGUCCAGCAGAUGAACCUGAAGACCCCCGUCAUUGCGAGAUUGCAGGGAACCAACAUGGAGGCGGCACACAAGCUGCUCAACGACUCCGGCCUCAAGAUCUUCUCCAUCGACGACCUACAAGCCGCCGCCGAGAAGUCUGUGCAGUUCUCCAAGGUCGUCAAGAUGGCCCGUGACAUUGACGUUGGUGUCGAAUUUACUCUUGGUAUUUAA
This is a messenger RNA of Parastagonospora nodorum SN15, 1363 nucleotides long. RefSeq lists its product as hypothetical. The coding region runs from base 38 to 1363 and encodes 441 amino acids. Gene Ontology annotation, molecular function: metal ion binding; succinate-CoA ligase (ADP-forming) activity; ATP binding. Gene Ontology annotation, biological process: succinyl-CoA metabolic process; tricarboxylic acid cycle. Gene Ontology annotation, cellular component: mitochondrion; succinate-CoA ligase complex. Lineage: Eukaryota; Fungi; Ascomycota; Dothideomycetes; Pleosporales; Phaeosphaeriaceae. The transcript has 6 exons. The record is from RefSeq and is a predicted model, not a curated record.